UAUAAGCGAAAAGGAUAAAAUUAUUCAAUCAAUUGCAAACAUUCUGUUAGAAAUCAAUGAAACAAGAAACCUGGAUAUAAUAACAGAUGCCUUUAAAAUUAUAUCUGGUGAGAUGUCUCCAUUAAGUCCAAAAAAGUCACCUCCAGAAGGUCUAUCUCCUGUGUUUGAACCAGCAAGUAUAGAUGAUAAAAUAUCAAAUGAUUUUGAUAAAGAAUUAACAGAAUCUGAAAUGGACAGCAUUCCUUCAGGAAGAAAAAGUCCAAUUAUACAAAAUAAAAAGUUUCGCACUACUUCAGCUGUAGCCAUAAAUAAUGUUGUUCAAGAAAAAAAGAAAUGUCCUGAAAUUUGGCCAACACCAGAGAAGAAAAUGUUAAAGCUGGUAUUUACAACACCAGGGAGACAAAAAUCAAAUGCCAAACUUAGGCAAGCUCGCUUGAACUUUGUUAAGGAAAAAGCAACAACUAUUGUGGAUUUAACAUGUUCUCCAAAGGAUUCUGACUAUAACUCCAAUGGCAUUUCACAGGAUGUAAAGAAGGAAUUAUUUGAAAAUGAAGAUACAAUUCUCCCAUCCCCUACAAGUGGAUCUAUAAAUUUCUCUUCUGGAUAUAAAUCAUUAUCCAGAAGCAGUCCUAGAAAAACGAAAACACUAUCAUUAAGUAAAUUAAAAAGUAAAGAAGCUAUUUGUGACAAUAAAGAAAACAAAUUUAUUAAAAUUGAAGAUAUUACUGCAGAAGUUAGUGUUUUGAAAGAAUCCAAUAAAUUAAAUACACCAAAAAAAACCUGUACCUCACCGUCUAAAUUCAAAUUGAAAUCAGAAUGUACUUAUGAUGAUGAAAAUUUAUCUAAAAUAACAGCUCCUAAAGAAGUUGAAGAAUCUAUUAAUAUUCUAAGCAAUUUUCCAAACAGGUUCGCUGAAAGUCCUAAACCUCAAAGUCCAAUGUUACACUUACAGUGUAAAGAAAACAGUCAAGAUGCAAAUGAAAGUAUAUCUUUGUUGCAAAGAAUUAAUCAGUUCGACAGGAAACAAGAUGGGCAACCAAGCAGCCCAAUCAAAAGACCAUCUUCACCGAGUGAUAUACCAGCCAGUUUGUCAGUACUUGACAACAAUUUCGCAACAAAAGCAUUUAAUAACAAAGAUUCUAUCAAAAGAACAAAACCAGUUCCAGUUGAAUCAAUAUUUAAAGAGCCAACUGUGAGGAAGAAAGCCGAGAAACUUGCAUUACCUGGAUGGAGUUGUGAUGAAUGUAAACAGUUCUACGAUGAACUAUACAAGGACAAUCCAGAAAUGUUGCGUCAGAAGAUGUCAGAGUGCUCGCGGCACCGCGGCCGGCGAGACCCCGCGCGGCCCCGCACGCCGCCCGGCUACUGGCAGCCCCGCUGGGAUGUGCCGCAGGACACUGACGACUUCAACAGACUCAACAAUGCUAUAUGACACUACAACCUCACAACAGCAAGCAAAUGUAACUCAACCCAACUAAAUAAAACCCAAAAACUGUGACUCGGCAAUAGUAAGUACAUAAAAAUAAAUGUUAAUGUAUGUGUAUAAUUAUUUGUAAAAGAGAAUAAAGUUGAUUUAAUUAUUUUUGUUAUUUUUUUAUUAUUUCAAAGUUUAAGGGCCUGUCCCACCACUGGCUGAUAAGCUGUAAGGGAAGAAAAUAUGAUAUUUCCAACACAUAUUUUAGAUGUUCAAUUUUUAUCAAUUUGUUGGGACAGGCCCUUAACCUCCAUCUAUAUGGAUAUUCAAGGUAAGGACUGACUGCAGAUUAUAUACAAUGCUAUAAACAAGAAACAGUUGUCUAAAACAAAAUGCAUGAAUAUACAAAGCCUCAAACACUUUGUAGUUAAGUUUCUUUAUAACAUGACCUCUUUAUUCAACUGAGUAAAUUGAAUAGAAAUUGUUUAAUUUACAAUUGGACCUAGUCUUUGGCUUUCUCUAAGAUUUUGGCAGUUAUUAUUUAUAUUUAUAACUUUUAAAGAUGUAUAAAAAACUUUUUAUAACAUUUUUGAGUAUGAAAACAUUCCAACACAAAAAUCAAAAGCUUUAUUGUCAGCUUGGAGUAAUUUUCUUUGCAACACAAUUUCCUUUUAAAGAGCACACAAGGUUAAUUAGGUCAGAUCUCAGUGACUUGCAAUAUCAAACAUUGAGUAAAAACACAUACAAAUUAUGCAUUCAACUUGAGUAAACAAAUAUUUUGUAUUGGAAUUUUAACAGUAAAAUUCAAGGAAGGAUGUCAUAAGUCAUUGAACUCUAAAAAAAUGCAAUACAAAUAUAUAUUGUUCAAUAUAUGUGUAAACUAGCUGGUUUCUGUUUAGAACGUUCGACAUGUUUUUUUCUUUAGAAAGUUCUAGAAGCUUUCUACAAUUCUAUGACUAAUGUAAUUUUGUAUAUGUACCUUUCAAUUGAAAAUACUAAUGUAUUUGUGUACAUUAAACAUGCAAAUAAAUUUCAAAGGUGGGGGGUUUCAAAACAAACAAUAAUAUAGGAGAACGGCUUUUAUUCUCAAUAAAACAGAAUGUUAUAAUUUGUCACUAGCUUAAGUUAGACAAAAAAAAAAAGAAAAUCUGUAAAAU
Papilio polytes (common Mormon) is the source of this 2571-nucleotide messenger RNA. RefSeq lists its product as uncharacterized. Gene Ontology annotation, biological process: DNA double-strand break processing involved in repair via single-strand annealing; double-strand break repair via homologous recombination. Gene Ontology annotation, cellular component: site of double-strand break. The transcript has 10 exons. The record is from RefSeq and is a predicted model, not a curated record. NCBI's taxonomy places the organism in Eukaryota, Metazoa, Arthropoda, Insecta, Lepidoptera, Papilionidae. Gene Ontology annotation, molecular function: double-stranded DNA binding; damaged DNA binding; double-strand/single-strand DNA junction binding. Bases 113 to 1432 code for a protein of 439 amino acids.